AUGGAUUCGAAUCUCGUUAUUCUCUCCUUGGAGUACUCCUACUUGCUCAACCCACUGGCUGGGUUGUUCGAGUCCGACUGUGGACUCUGGCAGAGUCUGGCUACUUACCUGCCUACUUUGAUCCACCUGGCUGGUCAUUUCAGAGUUUUGGAUAACAUGAAGCCCUUAAGGGAAACCGUGAGGAAAUUGAAUCACAACGGCAUGGGCGAGGAGAACCAUGUCAAAUUGGUGGAGCCUCAAUUGAACAACCAGCUCAUCACAAUCCUGAUAAAUGGCCUGGAGACGUUCAUUAACAUUUCGAGAAUUGAGCUUUUACGUGCGUACCACCGCGUCGACGCUAAGAAAAUCGUGCUUUCCGAGGCUGAUUUCGCCAAUAUUGGCCCUGAGUUUGUUCUGAGACUGGAAGCGAUAGCCUCAAGGUGCCGGGUUGAACUCAUGGUCACCGACAAGAACAUUGACUUUAAGAGCACACAAAUGGCACCAGGACCGUUUGGGCUAUAUAUCGCUGGUCCCACGGAAAACUUGUCUGUGGCUGAAACCGAGUGUCGGAUUCUUGUGGAUGCUCUUUUACAUGGCUGCAAAGUGCACCAGAUCAACAUUCCAUUAUCGCUUCUUCCAGGAAUUGGAGGAGUGAAUUUGGCCAAUUUUGCCGAAAUUGCCCGCCAGCUGAACGUCAACAUCUACCUCCCUUCGCUUAUGCCACACAGCUUCAACUGUGAGCUCGUUGAGACCAGUGAAAGCAGCAUAUGGAUUACUGCAAAGAAGGUGCCUGAGCUUCUUUUAGCGAAACGUAUUCUCCUGGAUUUGGUGGCAACGGUGGAUUGCAGAAUCAACCUGGCUGCAAACUUGUACUUGCAUGAGAUUGAGAUUGCUAAGGAUAAGCUAGAUAUCAUCACGCUUUAUGCACAGAGAGAUGUUCUGAACAUUAUGUUUUUGCACGGCACAUUUAUCCAGAUUCCCAGCUUAGGUGAGGCAAAGAACAACAAAAUAAUCGUUCAAGGCCACAGCACGGAGGCUGUUUCCAAAACCGUGCAAGACAUCUCCAACUUGAGCUGCAAUUACUACAGCUUGGACAUCAGGUUUCCGGAAGGCUCGAGAUCCCCUGACUUCGAGUAUUACUUGAUCAACCUUAUCAAUGUCCGCAAAACGUGCAUUCUCACAUACAACUGCAACGGAAUGAACAUUGUGGGAGUCAAGGACGAGGUCAGACUGCUUCUUAAGGAUUUGAUUGCAGCGCUUCAGAAUACCUCUCUUUUCACGGAUCCCGGCGACGGAUCAAGCCAGUUCCGCUUCUCUGUCAGCAUGGAGCUUCAAAACGAACAUAGAGAGUUCCUCAGCGGCAAGAAAAACGGCAAGAUCAUCAAAAUCCUCAACCAGCUCAACCAUAUGCCACAAAUCCGUUUCAGGCACUUGAACGAGUACAACUUCUUGAUCACCUCCACGAUUUCUGUAUCCGCCGGAGUCAAGAACAAGCAGAUGUCGUCAGUAUUUGACAUUCUUCUGAAGAGCGUCAGCCUUAUUGAGAUGGAGCUCCCAGCGGAAAUGCAGUUCAAUAUUCCUGAAGUUUUCCACAAGAGCAUCAUCGGCAACGGUGGAUCCAUCAUCCAGCUGAUCAUGAAAAAGUACAAUUCUGAAGAAAACCCCGAGAAAACCACCGACGAUAGAAUUCUCUAUUCUUUCAGAAGAGACAACAACGUGCUCAUCAAGUGCCCCAUGAAGAACCUGAAGAACAUCCUUUUCGUCAAGUACGAAAUUGACCAGUUGGUUGCACAAUGCUGUCUGAACACAUUGGCCCAGCUGAGAGGAAUGGCUACUAUUUACAACAGCGUUGGAUUUAGGCUUCUCAAGAGUCACUACCAGAUGCUUAUCAGGAAACAAGGCCAGGAUCUCAGAUUCGUUAACGACCUCGAAACUGACUUCAGCACCUACAUUGACUUCCCUACCUCGCUAGAAACGUUCAAGGGCGAGAGCUCUCACCUUUUGGCUAUCAAAGGAAACGACAAUAGACCUCACUCUUGUGCACUCAAAUUGGCCUCCAUGCUUCCUGAAACAUGGGAGUUUCAAGUCACCUUCUGUCCCGGCAAGUUUGACGGAACGUUCAGCGAAAGCAACGAGGAUUUCAGAGAAAAAGUUGUCAUUCCGUUCAGGCUUCUUUUGGAUGUGGAGCUUGCGUGGAACAGAAACCCCGUGGACUCUGAAACCCAGGAACCGCUUCCGUACCACCAGGUUUUCCUCAGUUCCUACAACAAGGCCAACGCCCAGAAAGCCAUUCACGAUUUGACAAUUUACCUCAGAGAAGAGCGUUUCCUUAUUUUGGACAAACAGGCCAUGAACUUUGACCCCAUCGUCCCAGCCUUGAUGCUCCCACCUACCCCAUUAGCUUCACCAUUGCGUUCUCCCGUCAGAUCUCCCACAAGAUCCCCCACCAGAUCGCCAGAACGCUACUCAGACAUGUCUACGGAUUACUCCAGGUCUCCUACCAGACAGCCUAUGAGCAACAGUGGAUCCCCCAAAAGAUCCCCCAACCGGCCCCAGGCUCUCAGAACUAUCACCAACCAGCCGGUCAACUCCAUGAAAAAGAUACCCAGCUUGGUGGCUCCUUUGGCCCCCAACUUCCACAAUGUGCCCAGCCAGUGGUGA
Molecule: messenger RNA, 2640 nt
Organism: Candidozyma duobushaemuli
Lineage: Eukaryota; Fungi; Ascomycota; Pichiomycetes; Serinales; Metschnikowiaceae
Exons: 3
Coding region: 1-2640 (879 amino acids)
Molecular function (GO): RNA binding
Source: RefSeq, a predicted model, not a curated record